AUGUACACAAAUAUGACGAUGAUUAAAUUUGUUUGGAAAUCUGUCUCCUGCUUUCCCUGUACGAUUGAACCUGCCAGGGUUGACUUUCGAAUUAUUCAAUUUUGAGUUUAUCCAUUGAAGCUGUAUCACUUUACAUCAUAUAUGAACGAGCCAAACUUUCACACGUAAACGACUUUCUACCAACUAGAACAACAUUUCUUGAAUUUAUUAUCGUCCGUAUACCAAAAUUAAAAACUGUUAUAUCAGUACUAGAUUUGACCUUGCAAAAAAACGACAAGAAGAGAAUUGGCGUUGACGGCGAGCCUGUAUCUUAUUUCCGUGAAACUUCAGCAAAAACUAUUGAGAAUGUACUUAACAAAGAGUUUCUUCUGUACACUUUAUCGGAAAAGUAGAUAGUAUCGCUAUUGCGAAAGGAGAAUGGAGGUCUUCACGUGGCCCAAAAUGUGUCGUCC
Molecule: messenger RNA, 452 nt
Organism: Amoebophrya sp. A120
Lineage: Eukaryota; Dinophyceae; Syndiniales; Amoebophryaceae
Source: the annotation of a GenBank genome assembly